AUGUAUUCACUGAUAAAUGCAGCCUUGACAUCAUCUGUAUUUUCAGCAUACACUACUUUUGCUGCAUCAAGUAUGCUUGUUAGGACAGUUAUCAGUGAUGUCCAAAACAUAGGCAGCCAGAUUUUACCUGCAGGAGUCCAAGAGAAGAUAUUGUUUAAGCUCGGAGGCUUACUGGGAAGUCGGCUCUCGCCCCAAAUCACGCUUGUCAUUGAUGAAUACAGAGGACUAGCGCUGAACCAGAUUUAUGAGUCAUCUGAAGCGUACCUGCGCACUAAAAUCACGCCUUCUGUUGGUCAACUGAAGGCCUUUAAGGGACCACAAGACACUGCUAUCUCACUCUCUAUGAACAAAGGGGAAAAGAUCGUUGAUGUAUUUGAGGGGAUUCAAGUUACAUGGGAGAUGAUAUCCAUUGAAUCCCAGAAGACAAGCUUCGACUAUGACAACCUUUUGUCCUCUGAACAUGUAGAACGCAAAUCAUUUGAGCUCAGAUUCAACAGAAAGGACAAGGAAGUCGUGUUGACAUCUUACCUAGCUCAUGUUAUGGAGAGGGGGAAAAGUAUUAAAGAACAGAACCAGGUUGUAAAGCUUUACUCACUGGGGAGCUAUUAUGGAGACACGGAACUAAACCAUCCUUGCACUUUUGACACUUUAGCACUCGAUCCAGCACUAAAGAAGGAAGUGAUAGAUGACUUGGACAGGUUUGUUAGAAGAAGAGAUUACUACCGCAGAGUUGGCAAAGCAUGGAAGCGUGGUUAUCUGCUAUAUGGCCCCCCUGGCACCGGAAAAUCAAGCAUGAUUGCUGCCAUGGCUAAUUAUCUAAAGUUUGACAUUUAUGACCUAGAGCUCACAAGUCUCCAACGCAAUGCAGACCUCAAAAACACCUUAGCCUCCACUGCAAAUCGAUCUAUUCUUGUUAUUGAAGACAUUGAUUGCAGCAUUGAGUUGAAGGAUCGACUAGAUGAGAAUUACGACCAGAAUAACCAAAAGUUGACAUUGUCGGGCUUACUGAAUUUCAUUGAUGGGCUCUGGUCAAGCUGUGGAGAUGAAAGAAUCAUCGUGUUCACAACAAACCACAAAGAUAGACUAGACCCUGCAUUGUUGAGGCCUGGUCGCAUGGACAUGCACAUUCACAUGUCUUAUUGUACUCCCAGUGGGUUCAAGAUACUUGUUUCCAAUUACCUAGGGAUUAACAAUCACAAGUUGUUCACUGAGAUUGAAAAACUCGUUGCAGAGGUAGAAGCUACUCCAGCAGAAAUAGCAGAACAACUCAUGAAGAGUGAAGAAGCAGAUGUUUCCCUCAAGGGGCUUGUCAAGUUCCUUCAAGACAAGAAGAUUGCAACUAGUGAAGCAACUGUUGAAGGAGAAAAGGUAGUAGAUAUGAUUCUUGAUGGAGCAGGCAAUGACCAGAAAAUUGAGAAAAGGAGAGUGAAGAAGAACACCAAGAAGAAUAGAAGAAACGGUAAGAAACAGCAAUGAAAAUUCUGAUACUUGGAUUACGGUGUACUAGAAUCUUCUCCAUGUACUGAUGUACAGUUACGACUGUUUUGUUGAAUACUGUAUCCAAUAAUAAAAGCAUAUUUUCAUGAUUA
Molecule: messenger RNA, 1589 nt
Organism: Daucus carota subsp. sativus
Lineage: Eukaryota; Viridiplantae; Streptophyta; Magnoliopsida; Apiales; Apiaceae
Product: AAA-ATPase At3g50940
Exons: 2
Coding region: 1-1476 (491 amino acids)
Molecular function (GO): ATP hydrolysis activity; ATP binding
Source: RefSeq, a predicted model, not a curated record